Messenger RNA from Leptidea sinapis, 1552 nucleotides. RefSeq names its product receptor expression-enhancing protein 5 (gene ReepB). The record is from RefSeq and is a predicted model, not a curated record. NCBI's taxonomy places the organism in Eukaryota, Metazoa, Arthropoda, Insecta, Lepidoptera, Pieridae. The coding region runs from base 110 to 691 and encodes 193 amino acids. The transcript is spliced from 6 exons.
UCUGUCUCUGUCAUUAAGUCGUGGCCUUGGUAAGUUAUUAAUUGUCUGAAGUCGCGAAGUGCCAUUUAAUUUAAAAUUCAACACACCCAAGACCGACGUACCCAAAAACAUGAGUUCCAAAUUAAACGAGUACAAGGAUUUACUAGAACGUAAUUUGAACGAUAAGACUAAGCCAUGGACGAAGUACUUUGAUAUCUGCGAGCAAAAAACGGGCGUGAACAGAGUGUAUUUAUUCGUCGGGUUGGUGGCGUUCACCGGUUUAUAUUUAGUAUUCGGUUUUGGCGCGGAAUUAAUAUGCAACUCAAUUGGAUUUGUAUACCCCGCAUAUAUGUCUAUGAAGGCUUUGGAAUCACCACAAAAGGACGAUGACACUAAAUGGUUGACAUACUGGGUGGUUUACGCCUGCUUCUCAGUUGUUGAAUAUUUUUCCGAUUUCAUUGUUGGAUGGUUCCCUCUCUAUUGGUUGAUCAAGUGUGCAUUCAUAAUCUGGUGCUACCUGCCCACGGAAUACAACGGCUCCCUGAUCAUCUACCGCCGCAUCAUCCGCCCCUACUACCAGAAACACCACACCCGCAUUGACAACAUAGCGACCUCGGAUAUCUUGCAAGAGUUGGUUGACAACGCAAACAAAAAUAUCGACAAGACUUUUAAGUCUUUUAAGAAAGUGUUGCCUGAACUGCACAAAGACUAAUCCGUCGAUUUGAGGUAAACGCGAAUAAGCUGUUCCACAUCAACCUUCACGCCUUUUGGCAGACGCAGUAAUGAAGAAUAAUUAAUUCGUAUUAUUAAAUCAUCGACGGGAGUACACCUAAGUUUGCAUUUUGGCCGGCAUAUAAUAAAUUAGAUAGCAAUGCAAAACACUUUAUUUUCUAGGUUCUUUGGUAUGGGUAGAUGAAAUAUUAUAAUGAACUUCUUUACGAUCUAUAGGAUAAGAUCUUUAUAUUUACUUGACUGUUCUGUUUUAGUUUUUAAAUUCUUAGUUAAUUUUUUUUAAAUUAUAAGCGUACAGUAGUACCAUGAAACUCUGUUACAGUUUGCGUAUGAACUGAAAUAAAACUUACUUACGAAAUGUACUCAUAAUAAUAUUAUGUUCACAUUAUUAUGAUCUGAGACAUGUAAACCGAUACUGUAUUGUGACGUGCUAUUGACCAAUAGCAGCGUAGUGUUUCCCUAAAACUAAGCUGUGUGAUUGGUUAAGACAUAAGCGCGCGUUACCAUUUAACUGCGCAAAAGUAACGAAAUAAUAUGGUAGGACUGUAGCUUCUUGAGGUUGUAAUAGUUUCGUUUUUAAAUCUUAAGAUGUUAGUACAAUGAAAUGCCUGUAUUUUUUUAAUUAAAUUCAGUAUUGCUCAAGGAGUGUUAGAUUUCCUUUAACUUUUCGAUGAUUAUUUAGGUAUGCACUUGCCAUAUAAAGUCGGAUUUUUGUAUGUAUGCAAAUAUUUAUUAAUCAUGUAUUCUAUGCUUAGUUUUAAAUCGAUAUUGUGUGCCUUGAAGCUGGCUGUUCACGCGAGAUUUGUCAUUUUUUCACGAAAAUAAAAGGUAUUCAUUGGUA